Molecule: messenger RNA, 408 nt
Organism: Uncinocarpus reesii 1704
Lineage: Eukaryota; Fungi; Ascomycota; Eurotiomycetes; Onygenales; Onygenaceae
Exons: 2
Coding region: 1-408 (135 amino acids)
Source: RefSeq, a predicted model, not a curated record
AUGUCGACCAGGACAGGGUUCUCCGUCCUCGUGCUGCUCUUGUUGUUGGGGCCAAGCCAGGCCAACCAUCUGUGCACCAGUCAGAGAGGCGCAAAAGACGACGAUUUUGGUCCUUGCAACCUUGCCGCAAUCCUGUCACGUAAUUAUAGUUUGCAGGGAGGGAUAGCAGGACCGGAGUGUUUCAACAGAGAGCCAGAGCCCGAGCUAGGGGGAAACCACCCCAAAUCAUGGUCGUCCUGGCUUGAUUUCCUGAACCGGGCAAUGAUCAGUGAUAUUGACAGGCAUUUGAUAAUAUCAGUGUCUUAUUGUCAUCGAGCAGUCCAACCGCACGACACCGUUCUAGAAGCAGGAUGGAAGAACGUUGAUCGAAUGAUCGACGCCACCAAACACUCUCAACUUUGGGGGUGA